Lichtheimia ornata is the source of this 1986-nucleotide messenger RNA. RefSeq lists its product as uncharacterized. The record is from RefSeq and is a predicted model, not a curated record. The transcript is spliced from 4 exons. Gene Ontology annotation, cellular component: SCF ubiquitin ligase complex. Gene Ontology annotation, molecular function: protein binding. Lineage: Eukaryota; Fungi; Mucoromycota; Mucoromycetes; Mucorales; Lichtheimiaceae. The coding region runs from base 1 to 1986 and encodes 661 amino acids. Gene Ontology annotation, biological process: SCF-dependent proteasomal ubiquitin-dependent protein catabolic process.
AUGAAGGAUUCGUAUGAUAUUCUCAAUGCUGGAUGCAAGUUCCAUGGUGAUGGUAAUUCUUUCGGUUACUGUCGAGAAAGCACUAUUUCUACUGCAACAAAAGACAUCGACCAACUUGCAUGUCAACUAAUGGAGAAGCUCAAUGAGCGUUCUACGGCAAUGGCGAAUGGAGGCCAAUUCCAACUUGCCUUGCGCGAUGCAGAAGCUAUUCAAUUUAUCUACCCAUCCUCUUCACUUGGCUACUUGAGAGCAGGCACCAUUUACCAGCAGCAAGGACGACAAAAAGAAGCAGUAGCCAUAUACCAGGAAGGUCUUGUCAAUGUACCAUCAUCCGAUGCAUGCUACACCAGCCUCCAAAUGCAGCAAGCUGAUGCCUCGAAUGCAGCCAACAAGCGUAUUGAUUUCAUCAGUCGACUACCUUUGGAGCUUGUUGCCUCAGGGAUACUGCCUUUGGUAUUUCACCGAUGCAAGCUGGAAGCAGAUGUACCAUGCCCAUACCUUUACGUCUCCCGCACAUGGCGGCAACGCAUCUUGAAUUGCAACAACUUGAGCUUCCGUCUCAAUUAUGGACCCAUGAAUUCUACAUUACAAUUUCGAGAGCUUGAACGAUUUGCCCCACAUGUCAAAAAAUUGCGGAUGGAUGCACGGAGAGCGGUGUCGUAUGAGGACCCUCUUUUGAUAUUCGGCGACUUCCAUUUCUUGAAUCUCACUCAUUUCAACCUCAACUAUGCCGGGUAUGAAGAUUACAUCAUUACGUCUGCUCUUCGAUCGGUGCAACAUAGUCUGACGCAUUUGAAGCUUUACACGGAGAAGAAUUACACACUAGGAAUUGAUUUGGACCGUGUUUUGGAUGAUUGUCCCAACCUUGUAUCACUGGAUUUGGCCACGUGGACCAUACUGCAUCUCACUGUGCAACACCCAAAGUUGACGCAUCUCACCUUGCAAAUUGGGAUUGAUCCUCUUCCCAAGGAUAAAAUGAUCAACGUCCUCUCUCACCUCCCAUCACUGGUGUUCCUUGAUCUAUUCCUACUUCGAGAUCAUCGCUUUGUGACGGCUCUCAGCGUAUAUUGCCCCAAGAUGAAGAUCCUACGAUGCAUUGACGAAGUGUCUUCAGGUCAUGACAGCUAUGAUGAGCGUGUGGAUGGAUUGCAAAAGCUCUAUUUUGGAGCGCAGUGUGAUGAUGAACCUUACGAUGCACAUGGCGUCGUGAUUCAAAUUCUACUUGAACACAAACACUCAUUGGAUCAUGUCACCUUAGCCGGCAGUAUCACGGAUGCAAGUGGUGGUUUCGAUGGUCCCGUCAUGGAUUCAACAUUCCAAUUUGAUCGUUUGCAAGAACUCGUAGUCGAUGCUCGCAAUGAGGAGCUCGUUAAGCUCGCAUUAUCCAUCAUUCACCGAUCCCCUCACCUUUGCACCAUCACUAUGGAUCACCUUACAGCCACCGAUGAUGGUGUAUGCAAUGCUGUCAAACGAUUGCCCAACUUACGCAUGAUCACUGCAUACCAAAUGCCCCCCGAUGCACCAUCAUUUCAGGAUUUACUUAUCCACCACGCACAGCUCGGCAUGGGUUCUUCGCUAAAGGAAUUGAACGUUACAUUUGAGGUGGAUUCCCAACGCUUUCCUUGGAUAUCAGCCUUGGCAGAAUUGCAAACGUUGGAAAAGCUUGUACUAUCGACAUGGCAUAUUAGUGCCGCUUCCACGUACCUAUCCAUUCUGGGAAUAUUUGGCAAAGUGUGUCCUUCGUUAACAUCUCUCGAUUUGGAUUUCUGGGAUUGUACAAUACCGGAUGGAUCCGUUACCCAAAUCAAGCAUCAUCCUACGUUGCAACGUCUUUGCAUCAAUGCUUCAUCCAUUAGUGAUAGCGACCUCAUCAGCCUUUUAUCAUUUCCCAGUCUCAAGCACGUCAUCAUCAUCCCAACGAUCAAGGGAUAUCUUCUCAACCUGUUACAGACCCGUAUUUCACGAGUUGAACAAAGGCAUCCCUGA